AUGUCACUCCGUCCGGUCCUUGACGACAAGAUUGAGGAGGAGGAGGACCGCCAGGCCGUGCUGGGCAAGGACAUCCUCAACCCCACCACGGGGCUGACACUGGUCGACUACCUGGAGGGCCGCGAGGGCCUGCACAACGAGCAGCUGUUCAAGGUGCUGGGCAGCAGGGCGCCCGCGGACGACGACACCUUCCUCGACACAGAGGACCUGGCCGUCGUGAGGGAGGGCCCCCACCUGGGCGCCUGGACGGAGGACCGCCUGCUGGCCCACCUCAAGGCCCAUGAGGCGCUGGAGGCGGAGGACGACCCCUACGCGCCCCGCUCGCGCUCCGCCGAGCGCAACUGGGCGGCCGAGGACAGCGAGACGCGCUUCGAGACCGAGUCCGACGUGAUGGAGCUGUGCGAUCUGGCGGAGACGCUCGGCACGCUGGACGAGGUGGAGGAGAUCGUGACGCGCGCGCGCAUGUGGCGCUGGAAGCCGUACGGCGAGGUGACGCUGCGGUUUGCGCAGGACGCGCGCGGCGUGCCGGUGGAGCUGAUGCAGGACCCGCUCCACUACCCGCACGGCACAAAGUGGAUGGCCCCCGGCCCCCUGGGCCAGGUGCACCCCCUCCCCAACGACAAGGCCAUCCGCAGCGAGAUGGCGCGCGUCGCCAAGAACUACGCCCACAUCCACCGCCUCUACAACUUCGACUGGGACCCCGUGCCCGGCAGCGCCGAGUACGCGGUGGAGCAGCGCAUCCGCCGCGCGCAGGAGCUGCAGCUGCAGCGCCUCGACAGGAUGGAGCGCGCGCUCGCGGAAGACGAGGAGGCGGAGGCCGCCGCCGCCGCCGCUGGCGCGCAAGUCGCGGCCACGGUGGCCGAGGCGCCGCAGGCCGCGGCGCGGCCGCCGCCGUUUGCGAGCUUGAGCGUCGGCGGCGGGCUCGGGGGCGCGUUUGGGUUUGGGUCGGGGGGGCUGGCGCGCGCGCCCCAGGGGAUGGGGCGGGCGUCGCGGGCGGUGCUCAACACCCUCAGCCGCGCGGCGCGGCGCGCACCGCCGCUGUCGUCCGGGCGCCCGCGGCUCGUGCGGCCGGCGCGGCAGCAGCAGCAGCAGCAGCAGCAGCAGCAGCAGCAGCAGCAGCAGCAGGGCGUGCAACGGCAGCGGCAGCAGCAGCAGCAGUGCUAG
Molecule: messenger RNA, 1164 nt
Organism: Monoraphidium neglectum
Lineage: Eukaryota; Viridiplantae; Chlorophyta; Chlorophyceae; Sphaeropleales; Selenastraceae
Exons: 7
Coding region: 1-1164 (387 amino acids)
Source: RefSeq, a predicted model, not a curated record